This is a messenger RNA of Purpureocillium lilacinum, 1197 nucleotides long. The record is from RefSeq and is a predicted model, not a curated record. NCBI's taxonomy places the organism in Eukaryota, Fungi, Ascomycota, Sordariomycetes, Hypocreales, Ophiocordycipitaceae.
AUGAGCGACUCCGUAACGUGGAGCGAGAGCAAUGUCACCGCCGAGAUGCGCAGGAAGUAUGAGUUUCCCAUUCGCACCUUGUUUCGCGAAUGCCAGACCAGCCCGAUCCCUGCCCUGCCUACUGGAUCAAGGUGGAACCGUAAUCGUCGGCUCCUCCAACGGAUAUUCCCGGAAGAUCGCGACAUACCAUUUGCGCGAAUUGGGACUUUCUCAGACACGACCGAUGACGCGGAAGUCUGGUAUGUUACGGAGAAGCAGAUCGAGGAGAAGGUCAUCGACCGAGGCUUUGUUCUGCGCAAGCCCACUGUGAUCAAAUCACAUCCAGCAGGAAGGUGUGGGCGCAGUCUCGACUUGUUCUUGGAGGCAUUGCAUAAUCACUUCGCCGGUAGUAGAGUGGACGUCCAAGAUCUAAGCACGACAAAGACACGUCCCGUCUCGAUGCCCGUCGACGCAGUUAUCAAGCAAAUCAGAGAAGGGCCGGAUUUUCGCGCCGGACAACUACCCAUAAACCUGCUGAACUUGAAAUACUUUGGACAGGCACCCCCGACGCCCACGUUCCUCAACAUGCCUCGGUUUGAUGUUCUCCCAGCAAUCGGUUCACAUCUGGAGGCGGAGUUCAGCAGAGAAGCGAUCGCCGGAAAGCGUGGGCAUGCCACAGCCAGAGAAGUCGACCUGGAUCGUUGUCUAACCUUUUCGCUGUUUGCGCAGAGGGGAUCUUUUACCGGGUUCCAUGUCGAUUGCCCAGACGGAACCUGGGUGAGCAACGAGUGGGGUUUGAAGCUUUGGAUCUUUGCCAGAAACAGUGACGAAGCCGACAUGACCGAGUUCGCAGAAGAGGGCGCUGAAUGGGCUCCAAAGGAGGUUGCUGUUAUUGUAUUAGAGCCAGGUGAUACCCUGGUCAUGCCUCCGGCGGAGGUCGUACCUCACGCUGUUCUCACUCUGGAAGACUCCCACAUGGUCGGUGGCAUGUUCAUGGACGCACAUCGCAUUGUGGACUCGAUUCAGAAACUUUUCUGGAUAGCAACACACCCUACGGUUACGAACGAAGCAAUCCCUCUCCAGCUACUGAGCGGUUGGGAGCAUCUGCUUCGACGAGAUCUCGGAGCUCUUGCGGGCACAGCUAAGUUGUCAAUGUCCUGGUCCGUGUCGGAAGAAGUGUUCCUCCUGUCGAUGCUCAUCGUCCUUGGCGCAAGAUGA